Molecule: messenger RNA, 2147 nt
Organism: Zychaea mexicana
Lineage: Eukaryota; Fungi; Mucoromycota; Mucoromycetes; Mucorales; Lichtheimiaceae
Exons: 1
Coding region: 122-2086 (654 amino acids)
Source: RefSeq, a predicted model, not a curated record
UCUCUCUCUCUUUUUCUUUCGUUCUUUUACUCGUUCCUUUACUCAAUUACUCCACUACCCUCGCCUCAAGAGUAUUAGAGAGACCUACAGUCCUCUCCAUUUCUUUAUCUUUCCUCACCCGAUGGAACCCGUGGACAGCACCCAACACGUUAAAACUGACUGGUUAAAACAACAACCACAACAAAAGCGGUCGUCCACCUUCGCGUCGCACAGUCCUUAUAGUGUCAACACCACCAGCAACAACCCAGUCUCCUCUUUGACCAUGCACGAGCGAAACAUGAUAUCAAGCAACACAAAUAAACCAUGGACUUCCAUUGCCGCCACCGAAGUCCAUCAACGAUCCCUUGCCCCGUCACCCACGCUCUCAGUAUCAUCCAUCAUCUCCUCUUCAUCCGGCCCUUCCUUGUCAUUACCAAUAAAGACGAGCAGCAUCGGCUUAAACGGUCAGUUCCUUCCGCCACUCGACCUCGAACCGCUCAUGAUCCAUCCACAAGACGACGAAGACGAAGAAGAUGAUGCUACCCACAACGAUCCUAGUUCUUCUUUGAUACGAAUUCGCGAGCUUGAAGAUCAACUUGCACGGGCACAAGACGAAGCUCGAACAUACAAGGAGCAAUUGGCUCACCAGAACCAAACAGCGCAGCGCAUGCUUGAAGCAUCGUUGGUCGAAACGGAAAAACAAACCAUCGAGAUUCGACAGCUUGUGGAUGUUGUCAACAAACAAGAACGACUUAUCCACUUGUUACAUGAAAAAACAUCAACAUCUUCAUCAUCUACCUUUUGUUCAGCAGCAGCAGCAGCAGCAGCAUCAACAUCAUCAUCCGCAACAACAGCAUCACAAUUAUCAUCGUCGCCACCUCCUCCCCCACCUCAUGACGAAGAAUACACUUACAUGCGAUGCCAAAUAGUGCAGAUGCGUAAAGAGCUAGAUACUUUAAACAGCGAAAAAAGGAGUCUAGAGGCACGCAUGGCAUCAUUUCUGGAAGAAGAAUUGGACGAUAUGACCAUGUCACACGAAGAUUUGAGCACGUUUGGAUAUCGUCAUCAGCGACACAAUUCAGAGCAACAGAACCAAGAGAUUUUACAGCACUUGGAGAUGCGACGACGUAGCAGUAGUGUCUUGGAUGCUGAUCAGUACAGUCUCAUGGCAUUUGGCGGCACCUCACCUCCCAAUCACCAUAUACAAGUCAGUGCUACAAACAGCAGCGGGUUGCUACCCCCAUUGAACCAAGUUCGAGAAGAAGAAGACGAAACGGAUGAUGAUGAUGAUGACGAGGAUGCCGUUUCUCGAUACUCUUCUUUUGCCUCUUCACCCAUGACAACUACCACAUCCUUUCAUUCACCUUCGAUGGCAUCGUCAAACAACUACUUUAUGAAACAAUCAUCAUCAUCCUCGUCUACGGGCGUCCGAGAAUCUAUAGCAUCGCUUUCUUCGCCAACCACUGCAGCAGCCAAUAAUGCUGCCCGCAAAGCAGCUUGGGCUCGUGUCAUGCUUCCUGUGACCGGUGUCAUGCCGCCAGCAACGCCACCUCCUAGCCAUCCGUUACCACCUGUACCACCCAACAUCAUGGAUGGCGACGACGACGACGACGACAAUGCAUCGGAUCAUGGUAGUAAUAUACCAGAAGCACCAGCAAGCAAGGACAAUGAUGACGACACUAAUCAAGACAACCGACAACAAGAAGAAUAUGUCCCACCUUCUCCGGCCACGACCCGUUCUUUCUCACCCGUAUCCUCCAAUCGAAUGUCGAUGCAUCCUCUUGUCAUUUCCACUUCAAUCAGUACCAGUAGUCAUAGCCACACUGCUUCUGCUGCUGCUGCUGCCAAAAAGCAUACGUCAGCCGACGCUAUUACUCGACAAACAAGAGCAGUACGAUCCAUCUCACCACCACCCCCCUCCGCUCCUCCAACGGUAUCGCCCCAAUCAUCAAGUCUUUUGGCUGCUCUCAACAAGAACCAUUCUGUGGACGCCAAUCUCGGAAGACCAAUCGCCACAGGCGCAUCAUCAUCCGAUAGAGCAUCCGUACCAGCAGUAACAGAGAGAGGCAGUUUUUGGAGGGGCAUGAAGAAAAAGUGGAAGAAAUAAGUUGUUACCUUUUGACAACCCGUUGUACAUUAUCAAAAUUGUUCUUUUCUUUUAAAAUCUA